CUCCUAAAAGUCUCCUUCCCUGCGCGCCUCUCACCCUCACUGUUCAGCAGAGGGACCGGAGGAGGACAGUUGGAGGAGACGCGACUGUCUGCUGCAACCGGCUCCCUGGCAGCCGUUUCUCGGUCACAAUGAGCACGUACGGGUCCCAGCAGAUGCUCAACUCAGGCCGGAGGGCCAGCUCCAAGGGCCAACUCCCUGACCUUGGCGGCGGGGGGACCUACCAUUACGCACGGAGCGACGCGGGCCACGGAGGCGGUUAUGGAUACGAAUUUGGCGAGGGAUACAAAACCAAGUCACUUUCGAGGUCGAUGACAACGAAGGGGGGGAUGAUGAUGAUGAGUAGCGGCAUGGGGAGCAGCUCCAAUGGCGGAAGCAGCCCCACCGUGUCCAUCGCCAACAGAGCCACACAGCAGCAGAUUCUCUGCAAUGAGUACCUGAAGAAGGCCGAGUUCGCCAUUCAGGCUGGCUCGGGUGAUGCUGAGCACUAUAUGGAAUUGGCCAGAGAGGCCAUCGAGAAGUUAAAAUACUUCGCCCUAGAGUUGCGUCAAAUGGGGCAACCCUUUGACGGUCUAAUGAGAAAUGUGGACCUCUACACUGAUCAGCUGAAGGAGGUCCACAUGGUCAUGUCGGGCACCAUGCAGAGGAGGAAGAGCAUGAGCAUGAGCAGGAGAAAGAGCUCUGGAGGCUGGGAAGAAUCAGCAAGGAGCUAUAAUGAUGCUAUGGCUUGGAUCGCUCAGCAAAAGCGGUUAAUUGAAACAACUGCCUGGGCAGACGACCCUGGGGGCCUAGAGCAGCAGCUUAUCAAUCACCAGAGGUUUCACUCCUCGAUCCAGCGGUCCCCUGAGGUGCAACGAGCAAUUGAUGAAAUGAGAAAAUUGGGAGACAAACCCAACAAGUAUGCCCUGGAACAGGAGUGGGACUCUUUACAGAAAAUGUCCAAUUUACAAACCGAGCAGCUGCGAGAGACGAUUCUGUUUCUCGAGGAAAUAUCCAAAGAGAUCAUGUGGGUAAACGAAAAGGAGGAGGAGGAGCUGAUGUUCGACUGGAGCGACAGGAACAUAGAAAAAUACAUCCCUACGAAGCAGGAGAGCUACUCGCAACUUAUGAGUGCCCUGGAGACCAAAGAGAAGGAUCUGCAUAAACUUCAGACUAAAGCAAAAACACUUUUGAAAAAAGCCCACCCUGCCUCUGAUAAGAUUGAGGCUUACAUGGACACUUUGCAGACUCAGUGGAGCUGGCUUCUUCAAAUUACAAUGUGCAUUGAAACUCACCUGAAGGAGAACGCAGCUUACUGCCAGUUCUUCAGAGAGGCUAAUGAUACGCACAAAGCUUUGCAAAACCAACAUGAGAUAAUCCGAAAGACAUUCACUUGUAACAAGGACACUUCGAUGGAGGAUCUAAAGGAGCUCCUUAAAGGCCUGGAGAGGGAAAAGGAGAAUAUCACAGACUUAAAGCGGCAGGUUCAACACCUGACUGCCAAGUCAAAGACGAUUGUGAGGUUGAAACCUCGAAACCCGCAGGAAAAGAGCAGCAGUGGCAUCAUCGUCAAGGCUCUGACUGACUUUAAACAAGACCAGAAGGUGAUCCGAAAAGACAACGAGGCCAUCCUGAAAGACAACAGUCAGCGCAGUAAAUGGAGUGUAACCGGCCCGGGAGGGAUCGAUAUGUUGAUACCUUCUGUGUGUCUGAUUGUACCGCCUCCUAAUCCACUGAGCAUCAGCCUCGCCAACAAGAAUGAGCAGUAUUACGAGGCCAUCAUGUCCCUCUGGAAUCAGCUGUACAUCAAUGUUAAGAGUCUCAUUGCCUGGCACUAUUGCCUCAUGGAUAUCAAUUACGUCAACUCUCUCACCGUCUCGAUGUUGUCCAAGAUGCGUCCUGAGGAGUACCGUCAGAUCAUGAAGAAGCUGGAGACCCACUUUGAGGAAUUCAAAAUUAUGAGCCAUGGCUCGGAGAUGUUUGCUGAUGAGGACAAAAGGAGUAUUGAGAACCAGGUUGCUGGAGCCCAGGCCCAUUAUGACAAACUGGUGGUGGAGCUGCCCACAUAUUCUGGACAUCAGGAGCAAAUAGAGGUUCAACAAAUUACUGAACAUCAGGUUCAACCACAGGUGUACUUCAUACAACAACAACCCCAGCAACACCAGGUACUGCUACUGCAACAAGAACAGCAGCAACACCAACUGAUGCUACUACAGCAACAGCAACUACAGCAACAGCAACUACAGCAACAGCACUUACAGCAACAGCAACUACAGCAACAGCAAAUACAGCAGCAGCAGCAACGAGAACAAGAGCAACAGCAGCAAGCGGCAGCAGAGGAGGAGGCCAGGAGGCUGGAGGAAGAGAGGCGUCAAGCAGAGCUUAAAAAGCAGGUUAAGAAAGAGACGGCUGAGAAGGAGCACACAAUCAAGAGAGAAGUGGUGAAAGUGACCAAAACAGAACAAAAGAGGAAGACUUCUUCCUCCUCCUCCGCCUCUGCGUUUUCCUCAUCAUCUCAGCUCUUAGCUGAGCUGCAUGCCCUCAGACUGAGAAUGGAUGCUGCUGAGGGUUCGCUCAGUCAGUAUGUUCACGUUUGCUUCGGAGAUGACGGGGCUCAAGACUGUGGUCUAAGGAUCAUUCAGCUAGAGUCGGUACAGGAUGACGUUGACUCGAUGCGUGAUGCCUAUAUACGUUUAAGAGAGCGUAUCUUGCAAGAGCUGGAGAACAUGAAUGAUCAAGAUAAAGCACAGUUCCUCCGCAGUGAAAUUGGAGUGAUCAACCAGAGACUGGGCAGUCUGGAGAGCAGCUCAUCCGCAUACGUACUAAGGCUGCGGGCUAUAAGGGACAUGCUGGAGAGCAUAGAGCGAGUUGAGGACAUAGUUAAAGUUCAUGAAGCCAGACUGACAGAAAAAGAGACCACUUCUCUUUCUCCAGCUGAAGUAAUUGAAUACAUGGACUUCCUGAAGAAAAUGAAAGCAGAGCUGGGGCAAAGGAGAGAUCUUCUGGCCUCCAUGGAGUCAGAGCUGUCCAAAGCAAGCCACUGGAACAGUCAAAUGAGCGGCUCCUUCCAUAGAUGUGACCUAAUGCUUUCAAAUUUCACUGAGAAGGUGGGCUUGCUGUCUGACCGCUGGAGACGGAUCCAGGCACAGAUUGACACCAGGCUGCAAGAUUUGCAGAUGUAUCUGCCUCAGUUGGAGCACUACAAGGAAACCAACACCUCUAUCACCGAAUGGAUUGAUGCAACACGUAGAAAACAGGACACCCUGCAAGCCACCAAGAUAGAGAGCAUCGAAGCACUACAAGAUCACAUUAACAACCAAAAGGCUCUGAACACAGAAAUCAAGGCAAAGCGGGAGACGGUGGACAGUGUGCUGAGAGAUAAUGUGACAUGUGUGAAUACUAUCAAGGACUAUGAAACAGACCUAAAUUCUUACACCUCUGGGUUAGAAACACUGCUCAACAUCCCCAUCAAGAGGACAAUGCUUAAAUCACCGUCCAUGGAUCUUAACCAAGAGGCUAUACACCUUCAAACUCGUUACAUGGAGCUACUUAUUAUUUCUGGCGACUACUACAAAUUCCUUGGACAGUUGCUCAAAAACAUGGAGGAGCUUAAGAUACGCAACACACAGAUCAAUCUGCUCGAAGAUGACCUUCGCCGUCUGAGAGAGGAUAUGCAAGAGCGAAAUGCAGAAAACAAAUCGCUGGAAGAGGCUGUAGCUCAAUUCAAGUUGCAGCUUUCGCUGUCGCAGGAGCAGUUGUUAUCACUUGAAGAGGUGAAGCAAACAACUGCGCUGCAGUGCAGCGCUACUAAGGACAGCCUAGACUCCACUCAGAGCCAGCUUGCUGAUCUCAACAGUGAGGUGGAUCGUCUCAAGUAUCUACUUGCUGAAGAGAAAAGGAAGACAAAGCUGGCAGAAGAGCGCUACACUCAGCAGCAAGAGGAGUAUCAGUCAGUGCUAGGAAAGAGGCAGAAAGAGCUGGAGUCGGUCAACUGGUCCAAGAUAGAAGUGGACAAGAGCUUGAAAAAUAUGGAGCAUGAGAAUGAGCAGCUGCGGCGGCAGCUGACUGAAGAAUCAACAAAGUUGAUGGAACUUCAAAAAGAGAUAUCAAAGAAAAAAGUAACAAUACAGUCCCUCCAGUCCCAGUACAACGAGAUCGUAAGUGAGAGAGAUAUUCUGUUGCAGAAAUUGCAGAGGUUGGAAUUGGACAGAGAGCAAAUGCAAAGACAAGAGGAAGAGCUGAACCGCAUAAAACUUUCUUUAGAGGCCGAGUUCCGCACCAAGCAACGCUUACAAGAGGAGAAUGAGAGGGUGAAGAGAGAUUUAAAUUAUUGGAAAGAUCAAUGUGAUGGCAAACAAAGUUUGAUUAGACAGUUUGAUACAGAUAAGGAUGUUCUUGAGAGGGAAAAGAAAUCACUAAAGAGUGAAAUAGAGAGGUUGAUGAAAGAACUCAGAGAACUUGAGGUUACAUAUAAGAGUAAACUAUCGCUCCUCCAAAAACAACUGCAAGACACGACGGCUGUGAGACAGACCAUGGAAACUGAGCUAAAACGCACUAGAGAACCUCCAACCCUUAAUGCUUCCUCUGUGGUAUUUGAUGGAGUCCGCAAGCCAGUCACUGCAAAGCAAUUGCUUGACUGCAGAGUUUUAGACAAACCAACAUAUAACCAGCUUUUGACAGGACAUAAGACUGUUCCAGAAGUUUCUGCUGAGAAAAAAGUUCCAUUAAAAGGCACUGGGCCAAUAGCUGGGGUAAUAAUCGAAAGUCCAAAAAGUCCAGGGUCUAGCAAUAAGCCUCUUUGUAAACUGACAUUUACUGAAGCCAAGAAAGAAAACAUCCUUCCACCAGAUAGCAUUGAAUUGCUUCUUGAUGCACAAGCUGCCACAGGGCACAUCAUUGACCCAAGAACCAAUCAAAAGCUAACAGUGGAAGAAGCCUAUAAUCAAGGAGUUGUUGAUGAAGAAGACAGAGAAAGGUUACUUGCAGCAGAAGCUGCUGCAGUAGGAUACAGUGGACCUGGCACAAACAAACCACUGUCAGUGUUUCAGGCAAUGAAAAAGGGUAUCAUUGACAAAACCACAGCUCUGCGUCUGCUACAAGCCCAGGAGUCUGUUGGUGGAAUAUUGGAUCCUGUACUAAGUGUAUUUCUACCUAGAGACACUGCCACAGAGCGUGAUCUUGUUGAUGAUAACACAUGUUCUGCUCUAAAUCAGAGGCCGGAUCUCUAUCUAGACCCAGAAACUGAGAAAGGUGUGACCUAUAUGGCAAUGAAACGGAAAUGUAAAAUAGAGCCACAUACAGGUCUUCUUCUUCUCCCUGUUCCUGAAAAAGUGGAUCCCUCUAACCUUGUAUUUGAUGGUGUUCGAAAACCGGUCACUGCAAAGCAUCUGCUUGAUUGUCGUGUUCUUGACAAGCCAACAUUUAAAGAUCUAGAAUAUCGAAAGAGAACUGUACCUGAGGUGUCUGAAGACAUAAUCGUUAACUUAAAGGGAACUGGACCCAUAGCUGGUGUUAUAGUAAACGGUCGGCGUAAAAUGUCUUUAACCGAGGCAAAAAAGCAAAUGCUACUGACAGAUGAAUGUGCAGAUUUGCUUCUAGAAGCUCAGGCUGCCACAGGUCACAUAAUUGACCCAAAGGCCAACAAAAAGUUGACUGUAGAAGAGGCUUGUGCAAAAGGGAUAGUGGACAUAAAUGACCUAGAUAGAUUACUUGCUUCAGAAGCUGCAGCAACUGGCUAUAGAGAUCCUAGUGUAUCGAAGCCAAUCUCAGUGUUUGAGGCUAUGAAGAAGGGACUUGUAGAAGAUAUAAAUGGUUUACGACUGCUGCAGGCUCAAGAGUCAGUUGGAGGAAUCCUAGACCCUGGUCUUAGUGUAUUCCUACCGAGAGACACAGCUAUUAAGCGCAGACUUAUAGAUAAAAAUAUGUGUCAGACUCUAGACCAGAUACCUGAAGAUUAUAUUGACCCAGAAACAGAGGAACCCAUCAGCUAUCAAGCACUGAAGAAAAGUUGUAAAAUAGAGGCCCAUACAGGUCUGUUACUUUUACCUGUCACUGAAAAGUUGGACCCUUCUAAACUGAUCUUUGAUGGUGUGAGAAAGCCUGUUUCAGCAAAGGACUUAUUUGAUUGUGGGGUCAUUGACAAACCAACUUUAAGCAAACUAGUGAAGGGGGACAAAACUGUAGCUGAGGUUUCGGUAGAUAAAAAGAUCUUUCUAAAAGGAACAGGAUCAAUCGCUGGUAUUACAACAGGAUCCUUGGGAAAUUUUACUUUUUCAGAGGCCAAGAAACAGAUGCUUAUUCCCUCAGAGAGUGCAGAUUUGCUCCUGGAAGCACAGGCAGCCACAGGUCACAUCAUAGAUCCAAUUUCCAAUCAGAAACUGACAGUAGAAGAGGCCUGUGCAAGAGGAUUGGUGGACAGACAAGAUCAAGAUAAACUCUUAGCAGCAGAAGCUGCUGCUGUUGGAUAUAAAGAUCCUCAUACAGGCAAACCUUUAUCCGUAUUUGAGGCAUUAAAAAAAGGAUUAAUUGACAAGAAGACCGGCCUACGUUUCCUUCAGGCCCAAGAAUGUGCAGGGGGUGUUCUUGAUCCAAACCUCAGUGUUUUCCUGCCUAAAGACACAGCCAUGAAGCGAAACCUAUUGGAUGAAGAUCUCAGCCGUGCCCUCAACCAGAAUCCUGAUUGUUACCUUGAUCCAGACACAGAGCGGGAUGUAAGCUAUGGUGCUUUAAAGAAAAAAUGCAAAACAGAGCCUCACACUGGUCUGAUGCUUCUGCCACUUUCUGAGAGGAAGGAUCCAUCCAAACUGAUAUUUGAUGGUGUCCGCAAGCCAGUCUCUGCUAAACAAUUGUUGGAAUGUAGUGUCCUCGACAAACCAACAUUUAACAAGUUACUCAAAGGGGAGAAAACUGUCCCAGAAGUUUCUGCAGAUAAAAAAGUAUUUCUAAAAGGAACAGGAUCCAUUGCUGGUGUCACAGUGGGAUCAUUAGGAAAAAUGACCAUAUCCGAGGCCAAGAAACAGAUGCAUAUGCCCUCCGAGAUUGCAGAUUUGCUCCUGGAAGCACAGGCAGCCACAGGUCACAUCAUUGAUCCAAUUUCCAAUCAGAAACUGACAGUAGAAGAGGCCUGUGCAAGGGGAUUGGUGGACAGACAAGACCGAGAUAAACUCUUAGCAGCAGAAGCUGCUGCUGUUGGAUAUAAGGAUCCUCAUACAGGCAAACCUUUAUCCGUAUUUGAGGCUUUAAAAAGGGCAUUAAUUGACAAAAAGACCGGCCUACGUUUCCUUCAGGCCCAAGAAUGUGCAGGGGGUGUUCUUGAUCCAAACCUCAGUGUUUUCCUGCCUAAAGACACAGCCAUGAAGCGAAACCUAUUGGAUGAAGAUCUCAGCCGUGCCCUCAACCAGAAUCCUGAUUGUUACCUUGAUCCAGACACAGAGCGGGAUGUAAGCUAUGGUGCUUUAAAGAAAAAAUGCAAAACAGAGCCUCACACUGGUCUGAUGCUUCUGCCACUUGCUGAGAGGAAGGAUCCAUCCAAACUGAUAUUUGAUGGUGUCCGCAAGCCAGUCUCUGCUAAACAAUUGUUGGAAUGUGGUGUCCUUGACAAACCAACAUUUAACAAGUUACUCAAAGGGGAAAAAACUGUCCCAGAAGUUUCUGCAGAUAAAAAAGUAUUUCUAAAAGGAACAGGAUCCAUUGCUGGUGUCACAGUGGGAUCCUUAGGAAAAAUGACCAUAUCAGAGGCCAAGAAACAGAUGCAUAUGCCCUCCGAGAUUGCAGAUUUGCUCCUGGAAGCACAGGCAGCCACAGGUCACAUCAUUGAUCCAAUUUCCAAUCAGAAACUGACAGUAGAAGAGGCCUGUGCAAGGGGAUUGGUGGACAGACAAGACCGAGAUAAACUCUUAGCAGCAGAAGCUGCUGCUGUUGGAUAUAAGGAUCCUCAUACAGGCAUACCGUUAUCCGUAUUUGAGGCUUUAAAAAAGGGAUUAAUUGACAAAAAGACUGGCCUACGUUUCCUUCAGGCCCAAGAAUGUGCAGGGGGUGUUCUUGAUCCAAACCUCAGUGUUUUCCUGCCUAAAGAAACAGCCAUGAAGCGAAACCUAUUGGAUGAAGAUCUCAGCCGUGCCCUAAACCAGAAUCCUGAUUGUUACCUUGAUCCAGACACAGAGCGUGAUGCAAGCUAUGGUGCUUUAAAGAAAAAAUGCAAAACAGAGCCUCACACUGGUCUGAUGCUUCUGCCAGUCACUGAGAGGAAGGAUCCAUCCAAACUAAUAUUUGACGGCGUCCGCAAGCCAGUCUCGGCUCAACAAUUGUUGGAAUGUGGUGUCCUCGACAAACCCACAUUUAACAAGUUACUCAAAGGGGAGAAAACUGUCCCAGAAGUUUCUGCAGAUAAAAAAGGAUUUCUAAAAGGAACAGGAUCCAUUGCUGGUGUCACAGUGGGAUCCUUAGGAAAAAUGACCAUAUCAGAGGCCAAGAAACAGAUGCUUAUGCCCUCAGAGAGUGCAGAUUUGCUCCUGGAAGCACAGGCAGCCACAGGUCACAUCAUUGAUCCAAUUUCCAAUCAGAAACUGACAGUAGAAGAGGCCUGUGCAAGGGGAUUGGUGGACAGACAAGACCGAGAUAAACUCUUAGCAGCAGAAGCUGCUGCUGUUGGAUAUAAGGAUCCUCGCACCAGACAACCUUUGUCAGUGUUUGAUGCUCUAAAGAAAGGAUUAAUUGACAAAAAGACUGCAGUACGUUUGCUGCAGGCUCAGGAAUCUGCAGGGGGUGUUCUUGAUCCAUACCUGAGUGUUUUCCUGCCUAAAGACACAGCCAUGAAGCAAAACUUAUUGGAUGAAGAUCUCUGCCGUGCCCUCAACCAGAAUCCUGAUUGUUACCUCGAUCCAGACACAGAGCGUGAUGCCAGCUAUGGUGCUUUAAAGAAAAAAUGCAAAACAGACCCUCACACAGGUCUGAUGUUUCUGCCACUUGCUGAGAGGAAGGAUCCAACCAAACUGAUAUUUGAUGGUGUCCGCAAGCCAGUUUCUGCUCAGCAAUUGUUGGAAUGUGGUGUCCUCGACAAACCAACAUUUGACAAGUUACUCAAAGGGGAGAAAACUGUCCCAGAAGUUUCUGCAGAUAAAAAAGUAUUUCUAAAAGGAACAGGAUCCAUUGCUGGUGUGACAGUGGGAUCCGUAGGAAAAAUGACCAUAUCAGAGGCCAAAAAGCAGAUGUUUAUUCCCUCAGAGAGUGCAGAUUUGCUCCUGGAAGCACAAGCAGCCACAGGUCACAUCAUCGAUCCAAUUUCCAAUCAGAAACUGACAGUAGAAGAGGCCUGUGCAAGGGGAUUGGUGGACAGACAAGAUCGAGAUAAACUCUUAGCAGCAGAAGCUGCUGCUGUUGGAUAUAAGGAUCCUCGCACCAGACAACCUUUGUCAGUGUUUGAUGCUCUAAAGAAAGGAUUAAUUGACAAAAAGACUGCAGUACGUUUCCUUCAGGCUCAGGAAUCUGCAGGGGGUAUUCUUGAUCCAAACGUCAGUGUUUUCCUGCCUAAAGACACAGCCAUGAAGCGAAACCUAUUGGAUGAAGAUCUCUGCCGGGCCCUCAACCAGAAUCCUGAUUGUUACCUCGAUCCAGACACAGAGCGUGAUGCCAGCUAUGGUGCUUUAAAGAAAAAAUGUCAAACAGACCCUCACACUGGUCUGAUGCUUCUGCCAGUCGCUGAGAGGAAGGAUCCAUCCAAACUGAUAUUUGAUGGUGUCUGCAAGCCAGUCUCUGCUCAGCAAUUGCUGGAAUGGGGUGUUCUCGACAAACCAACAUUUAACAAGUUACUCAAAGGGGAGAAAACUGUCCCAGAAGUUUCUGCAGAUAAAAAAGUAUUUCUAAAAGGAACAGGAUCCAUUGCUGGUGUGACAGUGGGAUCCGUAGGAAAAAUGACCAUAUCAGAGGCCAAAAAGCAGAUGCUUAUUCCCUCAGAGAGUGCAGAUUUGCUCCUGGAAGCACAAGCAGCCACAGGUCACAUCAUCGAUCCAAUUUCCAAUCAGAAACUGACAGUAGAAGAGGCCUGUGCAAGGGGAUUGGUGGACAGACAAGAUCGGGAUAAACUCUUAGCAGCAGAAGCUGCUGCUGUUGGAUAUAAGGAUCCUCGCACCAGACAACCUUUGUCAGUGUUUGAUGCUCUAAAGAAAGGAUUAAUUGACAAAAAGACUGCAGUACGUUUCCUUCAGGCUCAGGAAUCUGCAGGGGGUAUUCUUGAUCCAAACCUCAGUGUUUUCCUGCCUAAAGACACAGCCAUGAAGCGAAACCUAUUGGAUGAACAUCUCUGCCGUGCCCUCAACCAGAAUCCUGAUUGUUACCUCGAUCCAGACACAGAGCGUGAUGCCAGCUAUGGUGCUUUAAAGAAAAAAUGUCAAACAGACCCUCACACUGGUCUGAUGCUUCUGCCACUUGGUGAGAGAAAGGAUCCAUCCAAACUGAUAUUUGAUGGCGUCCGCAAGCCAGUCUCUGCUCAGCAAUUGUUGGAAUGUGGUGUCCUCGACCAAUCAACGUUCAAAAAAUUGAUCAAAGGAGAAAAAACUGUUACAGAGGUAUCUCAAGAUAAGAAGGUGAAUCUAAAGGGGACUGGGGCUAUUGCUGGUGUUUUUUCUAGCCUCAGAGGUAAUAUUUCCUUGACUGAAGCUAAGAAACAGAGGAUCAUAUCAGAAGACAGUGCUGAUUUACUUUUGGAAGCCCAGGCUGCUACAGGCCAUAUUGUUGACCCUAAAACUGAACAGAAAUUGACUGUAGAGGUGGCAUGUAUUAAAGGAGUGGUGGAUUUCAAAGACCAAGCUAGACUCUUAGCAGCUGAAUAUGCUGCUGUUGGUUAUAAAGAUCAAUAUUCAGGAAGGUUAAUUCCAGUGUUUGAAGCCAUGAAAAAAGGAGUCAUUGAUGAAACAACUGGGUUACGCCUCUUACAGGCACAGGAUUCAGUUGGAGGAAUUCUAGACCCCACUCUUAGUGUUUUUCUACCAAAAGACACAGCUAUCAAGCGCAACCUUUUAGAUGACAAAGUCAUUCGUGCUUUAAAUCAAAAUCCUGCUUGUUAUCUUGACCCAGAAAGUGAAAAAAACAUAAGCUAUGGGGCUUUGAAGGCAAAAUGCAAUACAAAUACUCAUACUGGCCUGCAUAUUUUGCCAGUAUCUGAGAAGUUUGACCCCUCCAACUUAUUAUUUGAUGGCAUACAAAAGACAGUCACAGCACAACAGCUUCUAGAUUGUGGAGUUCUGGACAAAAAAACAUUUGGCCAGCUAAUACAAGGGAAGAAAACUGUCUCAGAUGUUUCUGUUGAUAUUAAGAUCUUUUUAAAGGGGACAGGCUCAAUUGCUGGUGUUGCUGCUGGGCCUCUUGGAAAAAUGUCCUUCACAGAGGCAAAGAAAGAGAAAAUAAUGUCUUCUGAAAGUGCCAAUAUGCUUCUUUUGGCCCAGGGAGCCACGGGUCACAUUAUUGACCCUAGAUCAAAUAAGAAACUUACAGUAAAAGAAGCAUGUGCCAAAGGACUUGUAGACAAAGAAGAUGAGCCAAUGUUGUUUGCAGCCGAAGCCGCUGCUAUUGGGUAUCGAGAUCCAGGCACUGCCACAUUUUUGUCAGCCGGCCAAGCCAUGAGAAAGGGAAUAAUUGAUAAAAAGACUGCACUACGCAUCCUUCAGGCUCAAGAAUCUGUUGGUGGAAUUUUGGACCCUAGCCUUGGUGUCUUUCUUCCCAAAGACAUUGCAAGGAAACGAAACCUUAUUGAUGACGACUUGCAUCAGACAUUGAAUCAGUCUCCUGAGUGUUAUCUUGAUCCAAAUACCCAACAACCAACUACAUAUGUAUCACUGAAGAAAAAAUGCAAAUCUGAUCCCAGCACUGGUCUUCUGCUUCUCCCUAAACCUGAACAGCAGAUAACUAUAAGGGGACUUAGAAAUGAGGUGUCUGUCAUUGAUCUGGUUGACGCAAACCUGCUAAACAAAUCAGAUGUGGACCAGCUGAAUGCAGGUAAACUUACAGGCCAAGAUAUCGAGGACCGCUUGCGGUCGUAUCUGGGAGGUUCCAAUUGCAUAGCAGGUGUUUACGAUGAAGCCAGUGAUAAAGUGCUUUCAAUCUAUCAGGCUAUGAAAAAUGACAUUUUGCGUCGUGGCACCACUCUAGAACUGCUUGAAGCCCAAGCUGCAUCCGGUUUUAUGAUUGAUCCUGUCAAAAAUCUUUUUCUGACUGUUGCAGAAGCCUCUAAAACAGGACUUUUUGGGCCGGAAUUUAAGGACAAACUUCUUUCAGCAGAAAAGGCUGUAACAGGUUACAAAAUACCCGGAACUGAACAGAUAGUAUCCCUUUUUCAAGCCAUAGAAAAUGGUCUAGUGGAGAGGGGUCAUGGCAUUCGUCUAUUAGAGGCCCAGAUUGCCAGUGGAGGCAUCAUUGAUCCCCAACACAGUCACCGCAUUGAUGUGGAUGUUGCCUACAAGAGAGGGUACUUCAAUGAGGAAAUGAACAAGAUACUGACUGAUGAGAGUGAUGAUACUAAAGGUUUUUUUGACCCCAACACACAAGAAAACCUAACCUAUCUGGAACUCAAAAAACGCUGUAUCUUAGAUAAGAAUACUGGGCUUGUCCUGUUACCAAUCAUAGACAAGAAGAAGAAGAAGAACGAGUCAAGCCAAAAGAAUACUGUAAGAAAGAGGAGAGUAAUAAUUGUGGAUCCAGAGACAGAUAAAGAGAUGACUGUACGUGAAGCGUACAACAAGGGGUACAUCGACUAUGAUACCUACCUGGAGCUGUCAGAGCAGGAGUGUGAGUGGGAAGAGAUCGCCAUCACAGCUGCAGAUGGUUCCAUACGGUUUGUUAUCACUGACAAAUCAACUGGAAGACAGUUUGACAUCAACGAUUUGCUUGAAAAAAAAGUAAUUGAUCAAUCUGUUGUGGAACAAUAUCGCUCAAAUGCUAUCACCAUCGCUCAGUUUGCAGAUAUCAUUAGUAACAAGACCAAACAUGAGACAUCAUCUGUAACAUCGUCGUUAUCAUCCUCCUCAUCAUCAAAUUUGACCCAAGAACAACCGGGCAGAUCAUCAGUUACAUCAUCAUUACAGAUGUCAACUUCUGGAACAUCAGCAUCUUUUAGCUCAUCUUUAGAAGCAACAUCAUUUCCAUCGUCUUCCUCCUCCUUUACUUCAACUCAAGUAUCGAGACCACUAUCUCCUACCUUUACUAAAACAACUACAACAAAAAUCACAACCAUAGAAAAAAGCUCCUCAUCCACCACGGUUUUUGAAGAAAUGCCAGACUCUCUAAAGCAGGUAUCCAGUGUAUCUGUCACUCUGCUACCUCCUCUAGAAGCAGUUGGUGGUGUGGAACCUGUAGGGGCCAUUUUUGACACAGAGACGUUAGAGAAGGUUUCUAUCACCGAGGCUUUUAAUCGGGGUCUACUAGAUUCUAUCACAGCCCAGAGAUUGCUUGAGGCACAGGCUUGCACUGGAGGCAUUGUCAAUCCCUCAAAUGGAAAGAGGGUCAGCAUCCAAGAGGCUUCCCGCAUGGGUAUAAUAACUAAUGAUAUGGCCACUAAACUCAAGCCUGCCCAGAAAGCCUUUUUUGGUUAUGAGGAUAUGAAGAUGAAUAGGAAGUUGUCAGCUGCUCAGGCCAUGAAGGAAAUGUGGCUGCCUUACGAAGCAGGCCAGAGAUUUUUGGAGUUCCAGGUUGCAACAGGUGGGCUUUAUGACCCAGAAAAAGGCUGUAGAAGAAGCAUCGAGGAUGCCAGGAAAAUGGGCUGGCUAGAUGUAAGAGGAGCACAAAAGCUCCAGGACAUCCAACAACAUACAAAAAAUCUAACCUGUCCUAAAAGCAAACUCAAAAUUUCGUACAAAGAAGUGCUUGAUAACUGUCUAGUUGAGGAGGGCACUGGGGUUAAAAUGCUUCAGGCAUCAUCUGUAUCUUCUAGAGGUAUCAGCAGUCCAUAUAAUAUUGCUUCAGCCCCAGGAUCCAAGACAGGGUCCAGGAGUGGCUCACAGAGGGGAUCACGCAGAAACAGUUUGGACCUGGGGCGCUCUUCGACACAGUACUUAACUAGCUUCACCAGCUUUUCCUCCACCAGAUAAAUCCAGAAAAGGCAAAGUCUUUCACAUGCAUCUACUUUCUCUUGUUUUGUUUUUUUUGUGUGUGUUUUUUUGUAAUUGUUUUUUUUUUUUUUUUUUUUUCAAAUUGGCAGUAGUUUUAAAUAUUGUUUGGGAAUUUACACGCAUUUUCUUUGUGUUCAGAAAAAAGUCCUACAAUUUAGCUCUGCUAUUACUCUUCUCUAAGUGUUUUAAAUAAAACAAACAUGAAGAAAAUAUACAAAAUAGUUGUGUAACAAUAAACAAAAGUAUUACCAACAGACAUCUUAAAGUUUGUAAAGAAAGAUUUUGGUAAAUUUUUUAGAAUAUUUCUUCAUUUUAUUGCUUAAUUUGUGUUUGCAUGCUGGAUUUUAAAAUGAUUAAUUUUCCAAAGUUUGAUAGUAUGCCAUUUUCUUUUCAGUCUCAAUAUUUUUAUAACCACCUUUUCUCUCAUGAAAAUUCAAAAUCCUAUGUUUUCACAAGAAUAUGUACUAAAAUGGGUGAAAGUAUUGGUGUUAUUUUCUUUUUUUAACUGAACAAGUUGCCUUAAAUGGUUGUCUUCCGAUUAGCACAAUAUAUCCUGUUCAACUUGUUUUCAUCAUUUAAUAAUUCACAAAUUAUUAAAUUUACUCUGGUAAAUUUGAAACCAA
Molecule: messenger RNA, 14695 nt
Organism: Cyprinodon tularosa
Lineage: Eukaryota; Metazoa; Chordata; Actinopteri; Cyprinodontiformes; Cyprinodontidae
Product: desmoplakin-like
Exons: 24
Coding region: 129-14051 (4640 amino acids)
Biological process (GO): cell-cell adhesion; intermediate filament cytoskeleton organization; wound healing
Cellular component (GO): plasma membrane; intermediate filament; intercalated disc
Molecular function (GO): structural molecule activity
Source: RefSeq, a predicted model, not a curated record